CUAUAAAGGAUAAUCAGGUGAACUGUUGGACAGUUUCUCUCCUACUAAUAAACUGCCUGGAAAAGGCAAGCAGAGGAGAAACUGGCUAGCUGUUCACCAGCUCUUCACAGUUGUGCACUACAUUACUGGGCAUUGUCACUGUUGCCGUCCUCUUGAAUCUAACCUGGCCUGAUGGCAACAGCCUCUGAGUCUUUACCAAGAUUCUACAUGGAGGAUGAAAACCUGAAGAUUCUUCUCUGAUCUGCUUUGGAAAUGAUCAGGCAUUUGUGGGUUUGACUUGAGCUGUUUUAAUUCUUCCUGUACUUUCUCUCUCCUUCUCUCCCCCUCCACCCCUCCUGUUUUCUUUCUUUCGUUCCCUUUUGAUAAUCCCUCCCUUCUCAGUGGUGCAAAGAAUUUUUUUCCCCUCCAGAAAGCACAGUGUCUCUGAGAAAGGGGACAGAAGGAAGAAGAAAGGGAAGGACUGCUUUCAGGAUUUGGUUCGAGUCAAGACGAGAAUAUAGUCCAUAAAGGUUUUCAGUGAAGCUUUUCAAAUGAAAUUAGAAGCCAAAUAUUUGCUACUAAAAGAAGGAGGACUGCAUAUCUACUACCUCUUGGGAUUGCAUAGAAAAUUCUGAGAUUGUCUUCUGAUGAUGCUACAUAUUAUAUUGAUUUCUUCUAUUCUCAUCCCCUUUCUUUCAACUUCCAACCAUACUCCCACCCAUCCUACUUUUUUCUUUUUUGGGGGACUAGAGAAUUUAUUUUGAUUGUGCUAUUUGCUUUGGAGAAAAAACAAGAGCUUGACCUCUCCACUAGAAGUGGCUUACAAAGAACUAUAUUAUCUUUUCAUUUUUGACUGGAUUUUUUAAAAAAAAAUCUUCUUUUUUGCAUUGCUAAACAAAACAAGGUUUUUUCUAUUGUGGAAAUUAAUCUUGGCAAGAGAAAGCAGUUUUAGUAGUGAACUGGAGUGGCAUACAGAUGGAACGGUGUAUUUUUGGAUUCUAUUGCUUAGUUCUUAUGGACCCAGGUCAAGUUUGGACUGGAACACUUAAUCCUCAGAAACGUGAGUCAGAACUGCAGGUGGAGGUCAAAGGCAAUACCACAUUGGGUCCGAUCUUAGAGGACACAAUUGUAGCUCCCACAGAGUCCAUCUUUGGGGGAGAUCGGUGCCUUGGUUAUUAUGAUGUAAUGGGUCAGUGGGAUCCUCCAUUUAACUGCAAUUCAGGGAUCUACAAUUUUUGCUGUGGGACUUGUGGUUACCGCUUCUGCUGCCAAUUCACAAGUGGAAAACUUGAUCAAAGUGGUUGUUCAAAUUACGAGACACCGGAAUGGGUCAACACAGGUCAACCACCACCUCGAGUGGAUGAGACUCCUCAGAAUCCUACCAAGGACAAGACCAACAUGAUUGUAUACAUUAUCUGUGGUGUGGUGGCCAUCAUGGUGCUGGUGGGUAUCUUCACCAAAUUGGGACUGGAGAAAUCCCAGAGCCCUCAAGGAGAGAUUACCAUGUCCAGAACACUCACAGAUCUUCUAAAGCAGCCUGGUCACAGCUCAUCUGAUCACUUGCCUGAUGGCCAUAUCAGCAGUGUGCAGGUCCAGAUUGGUGAUAGCCUUUCUCGGGGAUCUCCCACAAGUAACAAAGAUCAGAAACACCUGAACAAUGCUGUAAUCAACUCCUCCACAAUCUCACAGAUUGGGCUAUCACACUCGCAUAACAAUCAGCUGCAAAUGACAAGUGUUUUACCUAACCAGGCUUCAGAUUAUGCCAAAUAUGCAACUCUCAAGGCUGUAGAAAGUGCCCCUGAAGAAUUCUACAAGAGGUUUCCCAUGGUGGAGAUGCCAUCAUCAGGCACCUUGUCAUUUUCUCCCCUGACACUUCAUCAAAAUGACCUCCCACCUUUUCCAGAAAGCUCUGCUCUCAUUGGCUUGGGGACACCAGGACAGAAAACUAAAGUGAUGAAAACCAGUGCAGGCAGUCCUGUCUUCAAAGGGGGCUGGGAUCACAGCCAUCCUGAAUUUCGACGACAAGCUUAUGCCACCAGGCGUCAGUUCAGUAUUGAGAAGCUGCCUGAGGUCUUCAGCCAAACCCCCACUCAUUAUGCCCAGCAACAACGGCUUUUUUCCACUAAUAGCAAGACUGAGGUCACUGUCUAGGAUGGAUCUAUGGUUCAUUCCCAUAUUCUUCCCUUUGAAGCAGUUGGUGAAGUAGGGCCUGACAGCUUAGAAUGAAGUUGCUUCCCUCAAUGUGCCACUCCUAGAUUCUGGAAGGAGACAUAGAAGAUAUAAAGAAAAGUAAAAUGCUUGCCAGAGCUGAUAAUCGUCUACAAUUGUAACAGAACUCAUCUGUUCAAUUAGGCCAAUUUGAUAAAACCUAGUUAGUGUGCUUGGUGAAACCAACAUGCCUGUACUACCCUACUGCUAUUGUUUCUUAAUUUACUUUUUCAUCAUAUCAUACCAGAAUCAUCAAUACAAAGAGAAAGCCUUCAGGACUCUAUUACUGCAUGGAACUGCAUCAAAAGAGGGAAUAUAUUUCUGCCCUUUCCAUUCCCACAGUGCUCUAACAAAAGACAAAAAUAUUCAUGCAAUAGUUAAUUGGUACCUUGUGUUUGGACAUUCAUCCUAUACUAUAUUUCUUUUCAAAUUUAUAUGUGGUUAAAUUUCUGAAGGAAAACAGACAGGAUAUAAAUCUGGUAAUAAAUGAAUAAAAAUAAACAGUCUGAAAUGGAAGCACUAAGGAAUGUCAGAAAAUAUAUGCCAUUUCCUUCAUUUUAGCUUCACUUUUUCUCUCUAUAGCAUUUGCUUUAAUGGUAUUUUAAUAAUUUUGGGGCUUUGUAUAUAAAUAUUCUAUACAAUGAACAUGAUUUGCAUUCUCUUAUUAUAGGUCUCAUAUUUAAGUGGAUGACUUUGGAGAGUUAAAAAAAUCUGGGUAGACCAUAAGGUAUAAUUACCACCAAAUUAUGAGAUUUAUGUAAAGUAUUUUAACAACAUCAUAAUGGUAUCUUGUUAAAUCACAAAAGGCAUGUGUGUGAUCAUGUAAAAAAACAUAUCUGUGAACAUAUAUUUGUAACACCAUGUUAUUCCCCAUUGCCCAUAUGUAAACAUUUUAUUAGUUGUAUAGUAACAAAUUCAAAAUGAAGAAGUUGAUACUUCAUACUUCACUUUAUGUCACAUUUCACUCUGGCUCUUUCCACUGAGUCUUUUUUCAUGAUCUCUGGACCAUUAGAUCAAAUACAACAUGCUCCACCAGUUGAUGUGUAAUUGGAAUUGUAGUCAUGUUUUGAUGCAUCUUCUAACGUGGAAGAAAAUCUUUUUAAAUUGAGUUCAUACUAUUAAAAUAUACAAAUGCUGAUUUUCCCUGAGAUACAACAGAAGAGUACUUGUGAUAGAUACCAACUAAGUGCAGCAGUGGCAUGUUGAUUUAAAUUCAGUCACUGCUCAUUUACUUCAGCUUCUGAAUAUUGUUCCAAACUCUGACUGCAAACAGGCACAUCACUAGGAAUUUUACCUCUUCAUAUGAUUAAAUCAUUGUGGAUGUCCAAUUUCUUUCCAAACAAAACAGCACCUCAUAUUUUCACAAUAUAGCUGCUAUUUUAGAAUGAUUGACACCUGUAAUUGAAAUUUUAAUUUGUAUUUUAGACUAUACUGCUGGAUAUGUGUGUGUCAUCUGUGUGAUACAAUAAUGUCUUCAGAUUAUUAUUAUUACCCAUUUUAUAGUUUUGUAUGUUAAUAAUUCUUCCC
Messenger RNA from Crotalus tigris (Tiger rattlesnake), 3714 nucleotides. It is a transcript of the gene SHISA8, whose product is annotated as shisa family member 8. The coding region runs from base 955 to 2130 and encodes 391 amino acids. Gene Ontology annotation, cellular component: postsynaptic membrane; postsynaptic density; AMPA glutamate receptor complex. The record is from RefSeq and is a predicted model, not a curated record. The transcript has 4 exons. Gene Ontology annotation, biological process: regulation of AMPA receptor activity; regulation of short-term neuronal synaptic plasticity. NCBI's taxonomy places the organism in Eukaryota, Metazoa, Chordata, Lepidosauria, Squamata, Viperidae.